AUGAAGACGCUUGUUGGUUCAUCAUUUUUUUUGGUAAAUAGAUCAUUUAAUGGAUCAUUUAAUAGAGCUGUUUUAGCUUCUAGUUUCACUAAUAGAUCAUUUUCAUCAAGUUCGAAAUUAUUUGGAAUAUCAGAGAUCAAGACAUUAAGCGAGUUAAAUAAUAAGUUAAAGGAGAAUAAAGAAAAUUUGACAAUUGUUGACUUUUUUGCUAAGUGGUGCUCGCCAUGCAAAGCCAUUUCACCAGUGUUAGAAAAAUUUUCUGAAAAUUAUAAAAAUGAUAAAGUGUCGUUUUAUAAGGUUGACGUUGAUGAUUCGCAAGAUUUAGCUUUCGAAUUUGGGGUGACAGCCAUGCCAACAUUUGUUUUAUUCAAGAACAGUAAGCCUAUUGGAAAGAUUACAGGAGCUAAUCCCAGUAUGGUUAAAUCAGCUAUUGAGAAAUAUAAAUGA
Molecule: messenger RNA, 447 nt
Organism: Ascoidea rubescens DSM 1968
Lineage: Eukaryota; Fungi; Ascomycota; Saccharomycetes; Ascoideales; Ascoideaceae
Product: thioredoxin family protein
Exons: 1
Coding region: 1-447 (148 amino acids)
Molecular function (GO): protein-disulfide reductase activity
Source: RefSeq, a predicted model, not a curated record